Molecule: messenger RNA, 512 nt
Organism: Eutrema salsugineum
Lineage: Eukaryota; Viridiplantae; Streptophyta; Magnoliopsida; Brassicales; Brassicaceae
Product: protein transport protein Sec61 subunit gamma-1
Exons: 3
Coding region: 83-292 (69 amino acids)
Biological process (GO): protein targeting; post-translational protein targeting to membrane, translocation
Cellular component (GO): Ssh1 translocon complex; membrane
Molecular function (GO): transmembrane protein transporter activity
Source: RefSeq, a predicted model, not a curated record
GUUUAUUUCUCUUCGUACCAAACCAACAGACAGAGAAAAAAAAAUAAAGAAGUCGUCGUUGUCGUCAAAGAAAGAAAGCGCCAUGGAUGCCAUCGAUUCCGUCGUCGAUCCUCUUAGAGACUUCGCCAAGGACAGUAUUCGCCUCGUUAAGCGUUGUCACAAGCCAGAUCGCAAAGAAUUCACGAAAGUGGCGGUCCGUACAGCCAUCGGGUUCGUAGUAAUGGGAUUCGUGGGCUUCUUUGUGAAGCUCAUCUUUAUUCCGAUUAACAACAUCAUCGUCGGUGCCACUUAGGUCACUCCCCUUCACCAUUUUCCUCUGUUUGGAAAGACAGUAAAAAAGAUAACCUGGGAGGAUGGAGAAAGGUAGCUACAGCUUUGUUGUUUGAAGAAGGCACUUCAUAGUUUUUGUUUUUUUUUUUGGUUCAGAUACACAAAAGAGGAAACAUUUGUUCACAAAUUGCAUUCUCCGGUAAUUGCAUUCUAAUUAAUAUAUGUUACUGUUUAUUUUUCAC